Phyllopteryx taeniolatus (common seadragon) is the source of this 2104-nucleotide messenger RNA. Its product is annotated as ion channel TACAN-like. The transcript is spliced from 13 exons. The record is from RefSeq and is a predicted model, not a curated record. Gene Ontology annotation, biological process: fat cell differentiation. The coding region runs from base 259 to 1284 and encodes 341 amino acids. NCBI's taxonomy places the organism in Eukaryota, Metazoa, Chordata, Actinopteri, Syngnathiformes, Syngnathidae. Gene Ontology annotation, cellular component: membrane.
CACGUGUCUUCUACUUAAGUACUGAAUAAAUUUGCCACCUCUGUUUUUGUUGUUGCUUGUUUGUUUUUCCGUUGUAUAGGAUCUCCUGCGACUGAAUUGCAAUGUCAUUAGGAAAUAAAUCAUCCACGCCGCUUAGUUAAGAGAUGACCACGGCUCUCUUACCUCCACGAUGAGAAAUGUGCUUGCUGUGGAACCUCUCUCUCUUCUUGCGGUGCAGUAGCGUUGGACAUUUGAGCAGCAGCGCGGAGGGAACAGCAAAUGACUCUCAACCCGCCGCAAAGUUUAACAGAUGUUCUGCAGCAGUGGGACUGUCUGGAAGAAGAGUAUCAGCAUGCUCAGGAGACACAUAGGAUGUACCUACAAAAACUGGAUGAAAUUUCCAAACUGCAAAAGAGCUGCUCUUCCUCCAUUUGCCUUCAACGAAUACGGCUCAAGGGGAUGCACGCCCUGGUGAAAAGGUGCAGCAAAGGACUGUCGGAGGAAGAUGCCCUUGAUGAAAUAAAAGAGAAAAUAAAGAUGCAAACCAAUGCUUUCUUUGAAAUGGAAGCCUUCCUCCCCAAGAAAAAUGGGCUGUACCUCAGUCUGGUUCUCGGAAAUGUGAAUGUCACUCUGCUCAGCAAACAGUUAAAAUUUGCCUACAAAGACGAAUAUGAGAAGUUCAAGCUGUACCUCACUGUUGUGCUGCUGCUGUUUUCCUUUACAUGCUUUUUCUUUGUGAGCUACAGAUUCCUUGAUGCUAUUCUCAACUUCCUGCUGGUGUGGUAUUACUGCACAUUAACAAUCAGGGAAAGUAUCCUCAUCACCAAUGGCUCCAGAAUCAAAGGCUGGUGGGUUUUCCAUCAUUACAUCUCAGCUUUUUUGUCUGGUGUAAUGCUGACAUGGCCAGAUGGCAACUUGUACAAGAUAUUCAGGAACCAGUUCCUGGCUUACUCCCUCUAUCAAAGUUUUGUUCAAUGUCUACAGUGUUAUUAUCAGAGUGGAUGUCUAUACAGACUCAGAGCCCUGGGAGAAAGACACAACAUGGACCUUACUGUAGAGGGAUUUCAGUCCUGGAUGUGGAAAGGGCUGACAUUUCUUUUGCCCUUCCUGUUUUUCGGUCACUUCUGGCAGCUCUUCAAUAGUCUCUCUCUCUUCAGAAUGGCUCAGCUCCCAGACUGCAAAGAAUGGCAGGUCUUGGUGUGCAGCCUCUGCUUCUUUAUUCUGUUCAUGGGUAACUUCUUCACUACUCUUGCUGUGGUCUAUCAGAAGCUCGAAAGGAGGAAUCAGAAAACGAAGAUCCUGUGAUACAAACUGUAUUAGUGGCUGUUCAAGUCUUUUAGUCAAUCAAUGUAAUCAAGUCUGACUUCUAUAGAACUGAAAGUCAUAUGCCAUGAAAAUAUAGAUUCGUGUAUUAGAAAGCUCAGUAUGUUUUUUUGCGAUCAAUGUUUGAGACUUGCUUUUUAUAUGCAUUGACCUUUUAUCUAAUGAUAUUUUUAAUACAUAUUUGUUUAUCACAUUUCUCAAGGUUAAUAUACUACUAUGUAUUUGUGUGUACUUUAAUUUGUUUUGUUGUGUCUGUUGAAUAAUGUAGAUAUACAUCACAUUAUUGUGUGUACGUAUUUUAUUUAGUGGUAGAAAGUAACCAAGUACAAAUACUUUGUGUCUGUAGAUCUUUAUAUUAUAUAGAUUUAUGACUGAAAUAGUGGGGACAACGUCGAACUUCAACUGGCAUCUUGAAAGAAAACAAACACAGGUAAGCUCACGUUAACUGUAACACCAACGAAUCCAAAUUUGUCUUUUUAAGAUGAAUAUUUUAAGAAUGAGGUUUUAAUUCCACCUUAAAUUGCCGUUGUUAUGAGACCUCAGUGUACACGUUUACGUCACAAAUCACUGCAGUCUCUUAUGUUUCUUAAUUGCAACCAAGAUCCUCUUUAAACCUUCAUUUUUAAAUACAUGCAAUGAUUUUUAUUUUUAUUUUUUUGCAAAAAUUUCGUCACAAUUUUUUUUAAGAUUUUAGAUUUUUGCAUUUUGUGCUUUGAAAGAGUUGCAGACACCAUGUUGUUGGCUGUGAAAUGUAUUUAAAAGAAAAUUCAAAUUAAAAAGAGAAUGCUCUUUAACUGCUCAA